Messenger RNA from Alligator sinensis (Chinese alligator), 2111 nucleotides. It is a transcript of the gene CPE, whose product is annotated as carboxypeptidase E. The record is from RefSeq and is a predicted model, not a curated record. NCBI's taxonomy places the organism in Eukaryota, Metazoa, Chordata, Crocodylia, Alligatoridae. Bases 16 to 1137 code for a protein of 373 amino acids. Gene Ontology annotation, biological process: proteolysis. The transcript has 11 exons. Gene Ontology annotation, molecular function: zinc ion binding; metallocarboxypeptidase activity.
CUUCAUCUAGCUAUUAUGAGAGGGGAGCCUGAAUUUAAAUAUGUUGGGAACAUGCAUGGGAAUGAAGCUGUUGGAAGGGAGCUGCUCAUCUUCUUGGCUCAGUACCUGUGUAAUGAAUACCAGAAAGGAAAUGAGACUAUUAUCAACUUGAUCCACAGUACGCGGAUCCACAUCAUGCCAUCCUUGAAUCCUGAUGGGUUUGAGAAGGCUGCAUCCCAGCCUGGUGAACUUAAAGACUGGUUUGUUGGUCGAAGUAAUGCUCAAGGAAUAGACCUGAACAGAAAUUUCCCUGACCUAGAUAGAAUAGUCUAUGUUAAUGAGAGAGAAGGUGGUCCAAACAAUCACCUAAUGAAAAACAUGAAGAAGGCUGUGGACCAGAAUCCUAAGCUUGCUCCUGAAACAAAGGGUAUCAUUCACUGGAUUAUGGAUAUUCCCUUUGCUCUCUCAGCUAAUCUCCAUGGAGGAGACCUUGUUGCAAACUAUCCAUAUGAUGAGACUCGUAGUGGAAGUGCUCAUGAAUACAGCACCUGCCCUGAUGAUACUAUUUUUCAAAGCUUGGCUCGGAGUUAUUCAUCUUAUAACCCUGCCAUGUCUGAUCCAAACAGGCCACCAUGUCGUAAAAAUGAUGAUGACAGUAGCUUUGUAGAUGGAACAACCAAUGGUGGCGCUUGGUACAGUGUUCCUGGAGGAAUGCAGGACUUCAAUUACCUCAGCAGCAACUGCUUUGAAAUCACUGUGGAACUGAGCUGUGAGAAAUUCCCACCAGAGGAAACUCUGAAGAGAUACUGGGAGGACAACAAGAACUCGCUUGUCAAUUACAUUGAGCAGAUACAUCGGGGAGUGAAGGGAUUUGUUAGAGAUCUUCAGGGUAAUCCAAUUGCAAAUGCUACAAUUUCUGUGGAGGGAAUAAAUCAUGACAUUACAUCAGCCAAAGAUGGGGAUUACUGGAGAUUGCUUGUGCCUGGAAACUACAAACUCACAGCCUCAGCACCAGGCUAUCUAGCAAUAACUAAAAAAGUGGCUGUUCCCUUUAGCCCUGCCAUUGGGGUUGAUUUUGAAUUGGAAUCAUUGUCUGAGAGAAAAGAAGAAGAAAAGGAAGAGUUGAUGGAGUGGUGGAAGAUGAUUGUGUUUCAGUGAGAAAAAUGUUCAGUGUUUCAAGUGAUGUGUGUGAUGACUAGGUGCCUACUUAUGGAAGAAUGUCUAAAGAUUUCAUUGUGAAGAGGAUAAGCAGCAACAAUCUCAAACACUCAUUGAAAGAUAGUUGAACUUUCAGCUGGAAAUGGGUUGGAAAUAUACUGAGAAUGUAAACACACUCUAAUUAUACACUCUCUCCAGGAAGGAAUUAAUUGUCUUUUAAACUCUUGUUUCUUCUACUGUUGUUUUAACCUGAAACUUGGAGUAACAGAGAUUUCUCUAGUGUUAUUGGCCUACAUCAGGGUAUCAAAUGGAUGAAUGGCAUGAGGCUGGUCCACAGGUCCUGGACCACCUAGAGCAGGCACCGUGUUCAGUAUGCAUCCAAGAGUAAUCCAGCCAGGGUGGCCACUGCAGCCAGGCCAUGGACUGGCCCCAUGCCAUGGGCACAUGCUGUGCCCUGUGUUAGUUUGAUUGGAGUCAAGGGCAGCACUGGUGGCCAGAUGAUGAAGCUCUGCAGGCCAGAUCCAGCCCUCAGGCCUAUAUUCAGUCAACAGAAGGUCGUUGGAACUCAGCAACUCCAGAUCAGGCCAUCAUUGCCUAAUUUUGUACAUAAUUAAGUCAAUUCAAAAACAUCUGCUUUGGAAGAUUGAAAUUAACAAAUCCUAUCCUUGGACUUUUGCAGUUCUGAAAACAAAUGUGGCCUCUGACCUUCUAAAAUGCCCAAGGGACUGAAGUGAGAAGUAAUAAAAAUGAAUAGUCCUGAAUAAAAAUUUACUCCAUAACAUGCAGAUCAAUGUUGCAGUUGAUAUUGUAUUCCAAAUGCUAAGGGAACACUUCUGGAUAUAAGUUGCAAUGAUUUGUUAAAUGCUGGUAUGUUUAGUACCUAUUUCAUAGUUAGGGGUCUACUCAACUUGAGACAGCAGCCGGCCGAUUUUGCAGGGCUGUCCACUAUUUUCGAGGGCUUAUUGUGGCUGGCC